UCCGAAAGCGAAUGUACGGUCUAUUCGUUUUAAUGUCCGUAGGGGCUGCAACAAGGUGACUGACAAAUGCGUGAAUCCCGCAUUCCUGAUGCAUCACCUGUCUUUGAAUGGGCAUGUAUGCACGCUUCUAUGGACAAUAGGAGAAAGAAAAGAAAAAAAGAGCCAGCAGAACGCUCAGGAGAAGAUGUGGACAUAAUUCUGGCUCAGCUGAAGGGUGUAAAGGCCUUUGAGAAGUUCCACCCCAACCUUCUGCAGCAGAUCUGCUUGUGUGGCUUCUAUGAGUACCUGGAGAAAGGCAUCACCUUGUAUCGGCAGGGUGACAUCGGUACCAGCUGGUACGCUGUUCUGUCUGGAUCACUCGAUGUGAAAGUGUCUGAGACAGCCAACCAUCAGGAUGCUGUAACGAUCUGUACUUUGGGAGUUGGGACGGCGUUUGGGGAGUCGAUCCUGGAUAACACACCCCGGCAUGCCACGAUCGUCAGCCGAGAGAACAGUGAACUUUUGCGCAUCGAACAGAGGGAGUUCAAAACCCUGUGGGAGAAAUACAGGCAGUGCAUGGCAGGCCUUCUCGCCCCGCCAUACGGAGUGAUGGACAGUGGAGCUACUAAUGACAGAAUGCCGGACAAAGAUAACCUCAGCAACGACCCCCUCAAUUUUAUGUCAAAAAACCUGAACAAGGUCCCAUCAGAAAAGAUUUUAAGGGCAGAAAAAGUCUUGCGUAACGCUAUACUGGCCAGAGCGCCCCACAUGAUCAGAGAUAGAAAGUAUCAUCUGAAAACCUACAGGCAGUGUUGUGUCGGCACAGAGCUGGUCGACUGGCUGCUUCAGCAGAGUUCAUGUGUUCACAGUCGAGGUCAUGCUGUGGGAAUGUGGCAGGUGCUCUUGGAGGAAGGAGUCUUAAACCACGUCGACCAUGAGCUAAACUUUCAGGAUAAGUACCUCUUUUACCGUUUCCUUGAUGAUGAGGAGGAGGAUGCGGUGUUGCCUAGCGAUGAUGAGAAACGAGAGGCAGAGGAAGAACUGCAGGAGACCCUGCUCUUCCUCUCUCAGAUUGGCCCUGACGCACACAUUCGAAUGAUCCUCAGGAAACCGCCAGGUCAAAGAACGGCUGAAGAUCUGGAGAUCAUUUAUGAUGAGCUGCUGCAUAUCAAAGCUCUCUCUCAUCUCUCGAACACUGUGAAGAGGGAGCUUGCUGGUGUCCUUGUCUUUGAGUCACAUGCCAAGGCAGGCACUGUCUUGUUUAAUCAAGGAGAGGAAGGCACCUCUUGGUACAUUAUCCAGAAGGGAUCUGUUAAUGUUGUUAUCUAUGGCAAGGGUGUGGUGUGCACGCUGCAUGAAGGAGAUGAUUUUGGCAAACUGGCCCUGGUGAACGACGCCCCCCGCGCUGCCUCUAUCGUCCUGAGAGAGGACAACUGCCACUUCCUGAGAGUGGACAAAGAGGAUUUCAACCGUAUACUCAGGGAUGUUGAAGCAAACACGGUACGUCUAAAGGAGCAUGAGCAGGAUGUUCUGGUGCUUCAGAAGAGUCUUCGGCCCUCCAGCCAUGGAAACAUCCCAGCCCACUUCAAGUACACUGUGAUGUCAGGAACCCCAGAGAAGAUUCUGGAGCAUCUGCUGGAGACAGUGCGGCUGGACAUUCAUUUCUCUGAUCCAGAUCCAGCUCUGGAUGACUUUGUGCUUAUGCACUCUGUGUUCAUGCCCAACAGCCAGCUGUGCCCUGCCCUCCUGGCCCACUACCACUCUCAGGCAUCUCAGGGCUCUGAACAGGAGCGUCUAGACUACACUGUUGCCAGCAAGAGACGGGUGCUCAGUCUGGCUCUGCGCUGGGCCGCCCUGCAGGCCCACCAUCUGCUGGAGGAUGACACGGCACUCAGCUUUCUGGAGGAGCUGCACGGGUUUGUGUCUAAUGACGCAAGGGUUUUGCGUUCACUGAAGGAUCUACUGCCAGAACUGGAGAGAAUCGUCAAGCAGUAUCCAGAUGAUGCACGGACCUCGCAAAAAAAGCAUAAAGUUCUCCUGCGACAGUUCAGCUCUGGAGAGGAGAGGCUUGCGAAAAAGCAGCCAAUAAGAAGCUUUGAUGACAUACUCUUGAAGGUGUAUUGCAGUGAUCACACCUACACUACUAUCCGUGUUGCUGUUCUGGCCACGGGGAGAGAGGUGACCGCAGCUGUAGCAGAUAAACUUGGAUCCACUGAAGAGCUGCUUCUGAUAAACCUCAGCGCAUCUGGAAAAAAGCAGAUUCUAAAGCCCAAUGAUGUAUCAGUGUUCCAGUCCCUGGGAGUGAACGGACGAUUGUUUGUCUGUUCCAGAGAACAGCUUGACUCACUGAAUCCUCUUCCCGAGCAGGAAGGUCCCACUACAGGGUCAAUGUCCAGUUUCGAGCUGAUGAGCUCUAAGGAUCUGGCCUUCCAGAUGACCCAGUACGACUGGGAGCUAUUCAGCUGUGUGCAUGAGUAUGAGCUGGUGUAUAAUACUUUUGGGCGCCAGGCGUACAGACGCUCCACAGCAAAUCUAGAGUUGUUCCUGAGACGCUUUAAUCAGGUUCAGCUGUGGGUGGUCACUGAGGUCUGUCUGUGUGGAACGCUCAGCAAACGAGUCCAGCUGCUCAAGAAGUUCAUCAAGAUUGCCGCCCAUUGUAGGGAGUUUAAGAAUCUGAACUCUUUCUUCGCCAUUAUCAUGGGCAUGUGCAACCCAGCCGUGAGCAGACUCAGCCAAACAUGGGAGAAACUGCCAAGUAAAUUUAAGAAGUUCUACGCAGAGUUUGAGAGUUUACUAGAUCCAUCCAGGAAUCACCGUUCUUACCGCCUCACUGUGGCUAAGAUGGAGCCGCCAAUCAUUCCCUUUAUGCCCCUCCUCAUUAAAGACAUGACAUUCACUCAUGAGGGGAACAAGACCUUCAUUGAUGGACUGGUGAACUUUGAGAAGAUGCGACUGAUUGCUAACACAGUCCGGGCAGUGAGGCACUGCAGGAGUCAGCCCUUCAGUGCUGAGGCGUCUCCAGCCAGUAAGAAUCCACAUGAAGUGAGGAAUUACGUGCGUCAGUUGUGUGUGAUUGACAAUCAGAGAACCUUAUCACAGCUGUCCUUCAGACUGGAGCCGAAGCGGAGCUAAACACCAAUGCUCAAUCUUUCUCUCUCUUUUUCUCCCUCUCUUCAAAAUACACACUCAGUAAAACUCAAUUUGCCUGAGCAGUUGAAUGCUGACUGAAUGUGCUAUCACUGCCAACUGAACUAGGUGUACAAGAUGCAUUCUCGUGUGUGUGUGUGUGUGUGUGUGUGUGUGUGUGUGUGUGUGUGUGUGUGUGUACAUGUUUAUACUACAUUUUGGGUACCAAAUGUCCCCACAAGAAUAGUAAAACCUGAGAUUACCUACAUUGAGGGAAAUGUAAAACUGCAAAAAGGUUUCUAUGAGGGUUAGGUUUAGGGGUAGGGUUAAGGUUAGGGGAUAGAAAUUAUCGUUAGAUCUGUAUAAAAUCCAAAAAUGCAUGGAAGUCUAUGGAGAGUCCCCACAAUGAUAUAAAAACAGUGUGUGUGUGUGUGCGUGUGCGUGUGCACGUGCGCAUGCGUGUGUGUGUGUGAACUACAUGUUAAUGACUUCUGCUAGUCAUAAGAUUUGAAGUGUUACUGACCCUUCACUGAGUUUUACAGAAUUUUUGGACCAUAUGUUUAAAACCAUCCAAACACACAGAACUUCCAUAGAGGAUUAGUGAAGGGUCAGUUGGAUUUGAUAUGUGUUUGAGUGUGUGUAUGAAAGCAGAAUGUAAAGGUGUGCGUCCUUCUAUUCAGUCUGUGCUAAGAUAAUGUGAGGCCCUUCGUCAUGUUCAUUCUCUUAUAGUACAAUGUUCUAGAACACUGUAAACCUGCUGCCUGUGCUCAAGUCUGCAUUUCUAUGAUCCUCAAAACAUUCUGAACAAUCUAAAAUAAGAGUUUAGUACAAGUCACAUAUUAUAGAUGCAGUACAAUACAAUACAUAUGAUAACAGUGAAACUAUGAACUUGUUACUGACCACAAAAAGUGAAUUAUUGAUGCUCCGUUAAACCCGCAGGCCUCAAUGUCUUGUGGUAUGUUAAGUCAGUUAUAAAUGUGAUUAUUCUGGCUCAAGGACUAUUUUUUACCACUCGUUACAUUGCCUGCUAGUAACUUACCUCUCGCCAUAGCCUGUAGCCUUAUUGAUGUCAUUUUGUAUAUUAAGUUAUAUUUGUAUAUUUUUGGGUUGGACCCAUUUUGCUAAGUUAUCAUAAUCGGUCUGAGAAGGCCUUUAUUUGUUCUCAUCCUGCCUUUUAAAAAGUCAGACACUGUGUGUGUAGGGCAAAUGUUUUCUUUUAGGAAAAUGUCUACGCCUACCUUGUAAAUAGUAUUAUCUAAAUAAAUGUGCCAUUGAACACUU
Molecule: messenger RNA, 4386 nt
Organism: Myxocyprinus asiaticus (Chinese sucker)
Lineage: Eukaryota; Metazoa; Chordata; Actinopteri; Cypriniformes; Catostomidae
Product: rap guanine nucleotide exchange factor 4-like
Exons: 30
Coding region: 67-3111 (1014 amino acids)
Biological process (GO): spermatogenesis; Ras protein signal transduction; positive regulation of GTPase activity
Cellular component (GO): plasma membrane
Molecular function (GO): cAMP binding; guanyl-nucleotide exchange factor activity
Source: RefSeq, a predicted model, not a curated record